UCCCCCCCAGGUAAGGUGGAAGCUGCAGUGAUGGCUGCCAUUGAUGCUGGGUACCGACACUUUGACUGUGCCUAUGUGUAUCAGAAUGAGAAGGAAGUUGGGGAAGGGAUCCAGCAGAAAAUCAAGGAAGGUGUUGUGAAACGAGAGGACCUCUUCAUCGUCAGCAAGCUAUGGUGUACGUUUCAUGAAAAGCCUCUGGUGAAGGGAGCAUGUCAGAAGACUCUUGCUGACCUCAAACUGGAUUACCUGGAUCUCUACCUCAUGCACUGGCCUUUUGGUUUGAAGGCAGGAGAGGAGCUGUUUCCCACAGAUGACAAAGGCAUGUCUAUACCCAGCAACACAGAUAUUCUACAUACAUGGGAGGCCAUGGAAGAGCUGGUGGAUGCUGGUCUGGUAAAAGCCAUUGGAAUCUCCAACUUUAACCGGGAGCAGACUGAAAGAAUCUUGAACAAGCCGGGGCUGAAGCAUAAGCCUGCAAAUAACCAGAUUGAGUGUCAUCCAUACCUUUCCCAGGAGAAGCUUAUCAACUAUUGCCAAUCCAAAGGGAUCACUGUAACAGCAUACUGUCCCCUUGGACGCCCUGACAGGGGUAAGCCAGAGAAUCCUUCCCUUUUGGACGACCCCAAGAUCCAAGAGAUUGCAGCCAAGCACAACAAAACCCCAGCACAGGUUCUCCUUCGCUUCCAGAUCCAGAGAAACGUGAUUGCGAUUCCCAAGUCUGUCACACCACAGCGCAUUGUGGAGAACUUCAAGGUGUUUGACUUUGAAUUGACUAAAGAGGAGAUGGCAACCCUUCUCAGCUUAAACAGAAACUGGAGGAUCUGUGAAAUGAUCACGUGCAAAAAUCACAAGGAGUACCCUUUCAAUGCAGAAUACUGAAGAUAGUUUUAUCCUGCCCUCCUACAGGCCUCUGGAGUCUAAUGAGCUUCUGCCAUUGCCUAGAGUUGUCCACUAUGUAGCUUGCACACUGUAUCUCUCCUGCCAGCAAAGGCAUAGUAUAUGUAUUCAGUGACUUUGGGUUUUUCUUCUUUGGUGGAAGGAAAUACUAAAAUUGUUCUAAAGAACAAAAUAUGGGCUAUAAUUUUCUACUCAUUAGAUAAGUGUUCUCUGCAUGGCU
Fulmarus glacialis (Northern fulmar) is the source of this 1117-nucleotide messenger RNA. Its product is annotated as aldose reductase-like. The annotation marks the transcript as partial. The record is from RefSeq and is a predicted model, not a curated record. The transcript is spliced from 9 exons. Gene Ontology annotation, cellular component: cytosol. Gene Ontology annotation, molecular function: aldose reductase (NADPH) activity. Lineage: Eukaryota; Metazoa; Chordata; Aves; Procellariiformes; Procellariidae.